This is a messenger RNA of Heterostelium album PN500, 294 nucleotides long. RefSeq lists its product as uncharacterized. Lineage: Eukaryota; Evosea; Eumycetozoa; Acytosteliales; Acytosteliaceae. The transcript has 4 exons. The coding region runs from base 1 to 294 and encodes 97 amino acids. The record is from RefSeq and is a predicted model, not a curated record.
AUGGUCAAGGAGGCAUUCGCAGAGAAAGUACCAAAAGCCACACUUACAUUCGUUUGGAAGAACACUCAAACCAGUUGUGAUUGUAUUUAUGAAUAUGUCAACGGUGGAUUGGUUGAACUAAAGAACUUCACUUGUAAUCCAAUCUUUAGAAAUAAUAAUAAUAAAACAGAAAGGGGGUUCAUCCAAAUCUCUAGGUUUGGUGAUAAAUCAAUUAAUAAUAAAUACACUGGACUUUUUUUUACAAAAAUAUCUAUUAAGGAUAUACCUCAAUCUCCCGGGGAGGAUAUCAUUUAA